Molecule: messenger RNA, 3225 nt
Organism: Meyerozyma guilliermondii ATCC 6260
Lineage: Eukaryota; Fungi; Ascomycota; Pichiomycetes; Serinales; Debaryomycetaceae
Exons: 1
Coding region: 1-3225 (1074 amino acids)
Biological process (GO): regulation of DNA-templated transcription
Cellular component (GO): Cdc73/Paf1 complex
Molecular function (GO): RNA polymerase II complex binding
Source: RefSeq, a predicted model, not a curated record
AUGGACGACGCUUCGGAUAUCUCCUAUUACAUAGGGUCCCAGGCUGCUGACACUCUAGGCAACUUGGAUGUUACAUUGAGUAAUGGCCAGAUUGUGAGUAUUAACCUUGUGGAAGAACUUCCUGAUGACCCCAACGAGUUGAUAAGUUUCCUAAAUGAGGAAAAGUGCGAUAGAAAAUACUGGAUCUCGGUUGCUCGAGCAUACUCAGCGUCGGGAAAGCUUGACGAAGCUACCGAAGUUUUAUCGCAAGCUUCCAAACAGCCUCUGUUUUCUGAUGCUGAUAGGUUAAGUAUCGACUCCAGUUUUAAAUGGCUCCAUUUAAAAUAUGUCAGUCAAGGCAUCAAUAGGGCUGAGCACUUGUCGGCUGCUAAUGAACUCAUUGAAAGAGAUUUCAAAAGCGCUCCUUCUGAUGUGAAUAACUUGCUUGCAAAAGCUACUUAUUACGGUCUUGAAGAUAUGGCUGACCAGGCAUGGGAGAUUUACGAUGGAAUAUGGAAAGCCGACCCGAAAAAUUGCUUUGCAUUACUUGGAAAGGCUCACAUAGCCUUGAACAAGACGAAAAACUACAAAAGUGGGCUCAGGCUCUAUCAACAGGUGUUGUUGUUGAAUCCUAUUAUGAAACCGGAUCCUCGUAUUGGAAUUGGUAUUUGUGCUUGGAUGCUCAAUGAUCAAGAGAUGGCUGUAAACUCGUGGAAGAGAGCUUUAGAGAUUGAUUCCCUGAACACAGCAGCAAAGCUUCUCAUAACUUUAUCUCAAUUCAAUGACGCUUUCAAUAAAUCCCUCAGCGACGAAAGCUUUAUUACCAGCUACAAGGAGUGCUUAAUCAAAUUGAGAGAUCUUCCUCAUCUGUCAGAGGAUACUACUAUACUUCUCGCCUUCGUGUCUUAUUACUACUCCAAAGAACAAUAUGACAUCGUUGAAAAAAUCUGCAAUAAUAUUCUCCAAAAAUAUUCCGGUUCAUCCAAAGUUCACUCAUCCAAACUUACACCUUACCAGUCAAAGGCUUUAUCGACAGCAAAUUCUUGGUUGGGACGGGUAUCUUUUGCAAAGGGUGAUUACACUCAAUCGCAAAGAAGUUUCCAUGAAGCAAUUCGGCUCGAUGACAACAACUUGAUUGCCAAGUUGGGCUUGGGACUCUCCCAAGCAAACAGAGGUUCGAACGAAGAAGCGAUAAUUACAUUUGAAUCCGUGUUAAAAACGAAUCCAAAAUGCUUGGAGGUCAACUACUCUCUUGGCAUAUUUUAUUCCAAGCUGAAGAGUCGCAAGAAGCAAGACCUUGCUAUACUGAUCUUGGAACGUUAUUUGCGACUUUCCAAUAACCUUGGCCUGAACCCUACUGCCAGCAAGAAAGACGAUGAUGAGUCGUCAUUAUCAAGCAAGGAACCAAUAGUGUUAAAUGCCCUUCUCACCCUUUCUAGGUUGUAUGAAGGAAGGGACUUGAAUCAAUCUUUGACCUACUUGAGUAAAGCUAUCGAAUCUAGGACACAGGUGGGUCUUUCUGUGCCGAUUGAGGUCUAUAAUAACUUGGGAGUUAUGAACUUUUUCAAGAACAACUUGGACGAAGCUAAGGAAAACUUUGAGUUUGCUGUGCAAAACAUCCGUAAGGAAAGCGAAGAGAAAUCAGACCCAAUAUUCGACGACUUGUCGCUUACGAUUGACUACAAUUUGGCUCGCUCGCAAGAGGUUUCAGACGAAAAGGCAGCCAUCUCAAUCUAUAAGUCAGUUACAGAGAGAUCAUCCAACUACUUCUCUGCCAGUUUAAGACUCUUGUUCUUGGAUUGUGUUUCAACUAACGAAUCAACCAAGGAGCAAAUAAGAGAACGGAUUGAGGAACUCUUGGAAGAAAACCCAGCUAACUUGGAAAUUAGGUCUUUCUAUGGCUGGUUUGCGAAGACUUUUGGAAAGAGAAUUGGCAUGAAACAGGAUGCAGAUACAGAACACCAAAAGAAGACUUUGGUUGAAUACGACUCUCACGAUUCUUAUGCCUUGUUAUCGUUGGCGAAUAUCUACUGCAUCAUGGCAAGGGAUGUCAAAGGUUCUGGCUCUGCAGUUGCUGAGAAGAGAAAAAAGUAUUACAUUCGUGCUAUAGAACUUUUCACCAAGGUUAUUUCUGUGGACUCCAAGAAUGUUUACGCUGCCCAAGGGUUGGCCAUUGUCUAUAUCGAAAACAAAGAUUCGCAAAAAGGAUUGGAAAUCUUGCGGAAGAUCAGAGACUCGUUGAACGACAUUUCGGUAUACCUCAAUUUGGGGCAUGUGUUACUUGAAUUGAAACAAUUUUCUAAAUCUAUUGAGAAUUACGAAAUAGCCUUGGUGAGAUUCACAAGUGGAACGGAUUCCAAAAUAUUGUCGUUUUUGGGCCGGGCUUGGUAUAUGCGUGGACUCGCAGAAAAAGACUUGUUCUAUUUGAAAAAGGCACUUGACUAUGCUCAAGAGGCACAAAAGCAAAGUGGUGGACUGCAGGCGUCAUUACGAUUCAAUAUCGCCUACGUGCAAUUUCAAAUUGCCGAAUUCAUUACCAAGAUUGCUGUUGAGCAGCGUAAUGUGGAUGAUAUUAAACGAGCGAUCGAAGGCUUGAAUGAAGCCAUCGAAACUUUGAACUCGUUAGCUUCUGACGACGAGGCUCAUCCACCAUAUCCUAAGCUGGAAUUGAAGUCAAGAGCUAAUUUAGGUACCACUACCUUGGCAAACAGAUUGAAUACCUGCUUAGAAGAAACUGAGGAGUAUAUCAAUAAAGUGGAGAACAAAUUGGCUGAGGCUAAGAGGUUGAGGCAAGAAGAAGCUGCUAAGCGAUUAGAAGAGGAGCAGAAUAGAAUCCUCAGACAAAAGCAAGCGGAAGAAGAGUUGGCAAAAGAGAGAGCCAAGUUGCAAGAACAGGCUCAGCAAUGGGUUGAAGAGUCGCGGGCAUUUGUGGAAGAAGACAAAGAUGACCAACUUUUCGAAGCAGAGUCUGCGAAAGACAAGGAGAGCGGUAAGAAAAAGCCGGCCAAGAAGGGAAAGAAAGGAAAGAAGACCAAGAAGAAAAAUUUCAUUGACGACAGUGAAGAAGAACAAGCUCCUCCUACGCCGUCAGCAUCUGAAGACGAAGCCCCUGCACCAACAAAGCGUAAAGCUGAAGAAGAUGACGACGUGGUGCCCUCUAACAAGCGCAAGGCUCUUUCCAAAGAUGUCAUUGAAGAUAGUGAUGAUGAGUUGGAUGACGAUUUGUUCAACGGUGAGGAUGCUUAA